CCGAGAGCAGCGUCGUCACGCGGCCCAGGUGCCGGGCAGUCGACAUUCGAGCGAGCCAGAAGCCAGGUCUGAGUUGGUCUGAGUCGCAGAGCGAUUGAAAAGCGGGAAGGACAGGAUAUUUCGCGGAAACGAAAAGGUGGAAAUUCACGCUGUAACGAAUUGUAAUAAUGGGACAGGGGUGAUUUCACACGCGGGUGAGUCACGCUGCGACGUACGCUAACCACAUCCGCAACGUACGAUUAUAGGAACAUCCGCACGUCGUGCAACCAAGUAUGCCGAGGAAGCCAGCCAGCCAGCUAGGCGUGCAGGCUGCCGGCUCUCCAUGUCAAGUUAUAUGAAUUAAAGACCGAGGAACGACGCGGGAGUCAUUACGCUGCAGUGAAACACAGCCGGCACGAGGCUGACUGAUUUUAUGGAGUGGUAGUUGUCCGAUUAUCAAUCCACGCGGAGUUUUUUCAUUCUCGUUUAUCACCACCGGGACGUGUCUUGAUUCGGUCCGUGACACGGUUACGCACGCGUUAUUCAUUGAGUGAGGAAGUGUAGAGUUUACGCGAAAGUGCAGUAUUGUGUACCUACCUAAUUUUACUCUGGGUCGGGGGGCCAAAGAUCAAUGCCUCAAUAAUACAGCAAGUUUACGCAUAGGUGUCGCCUAGCACAUGUGACGUGCCUGAAACCUGCGUCUUUGUACGCCCAAAGAGUGAAUUGGCUCAAUAUCCUGCUGCUGCACUCUCUUCUGCAAAUGACCGAUGCAUCGGGGUGUUGAAACGAAAAACGACCCCGCGACAUUGUUGCCAGUCUCUGAGUUUCUACUAGCGAGUGAAGAUAAACCGCUAAAGGCUAUCCAGGAAUUGACAAGCUCCUCGGUGCCGCAUCGCGCAUACUUACUGCAGUAAAUCGAAUAAUGGUAAUUCCAUUUUCGUCGUCAAUGACCACGACCUCCGUACCGGCCGGAAAUUCCGGCGUGGAUCAAGAUUCUAGAAAUCAGAUGACUCCCUCGUUGUACACCAUACCGAAGGAUUAUCCUGACCUAGGAAAAAUGCAGGCGGACUACAAAGAGAACAGGGCAAAGAUGCAGCUAUCAGGGACACAAGGCACAGCUGGUUCAGUAACGUCAUUCGCAGCGGGGUCGUCUCUACCCAGUCCUUCUUCAGUGAGUGAAAAAAAAUCUUGGUGCCGACGAGUGGCUCCUUGCCUCGCUUUUCUCGUUGCAUUUUCCACGGCGAUGGCUUUACUCCUAGUGUGGAGCGAAGAUGCCGACAGGAGGAGGAAGGCCUUCAACAUCAAUAUGACGAAAGAGUACGUACACAGUGUUCCUAUGGAUAACUCUGAACUGGUAACAUACAUCAGGGAAGUUCAUCUCUUGCCAACAACGCAUCAGGAUCCCCUUAAUUCUACGCAGACGGAAGAGGAAAAGUAUCUGUCAAAUUUAUUCCCGGGAAAACGGAACGGAAUUUACCUCGAGUACAUCAAUAGGGUGGGAGCUAUUUCAACUACGACGUGGUUGGAGUCAAAUAUGAACUGGAGAGGAGUUCUGGUUCUGACGGAUCCGCGGAGCUUCUUCGAGGCACACAGAAGCACUAGAAAUACGAAGACAAGAGUUCUACAUGCUUGUCUCAGCACAGAUAAGGAUACCAAAGAGAUAACCUAUCACCAGGAGCCAGAGGUGCAAGUUACCAAACUGGGCGAAGGUCCAAACAGCCUAGUGAAUCCAGAUGAAAGUCUGCCACCAACGAGACUAAAGUGUUUUCCACUGUACAGUGUCUUACUGGCAUAUAAUUGUACAAAUCUGGACUACUUAAAUUUAGACAGCCUAGAUGCUCAAGACGUACAGGUGCUGGAUACGAUUCCGAGGGAAAUGCCGCGAAUUUCCGUCUUAUCUAUUCAAUGGAGCCCGCAUCACAACGAGGUGGAAACAAAACAUUUAAUUCAAAAGCUGACCGAGCGAAGGUACAAACACUUUCACACAACGGAGACUGGAAAGAUGAUAUUUCUUUACAAUAGACUACUCAAAAUUUAAAUAGAAAUUAUUAUAGAAGGCUUUCAAGCCGUGGAAUUUGAUCAUGAAUCUAGACCAGAAUGAGAAACUGAUUCAUACGCUUUCCCAUACCAAAUAAGCGAAAGUCAUACUUUUCAAUUGAUCUUUCUAGAAACGGAUAUAUUAUCCACGCAUGAUGGAAGAAGUAUACAUCUGAUUGUGAGUUAUGCAAAAUUGUGUGAGCAAAAUUCUUAUCGACUCAAGUUUUCGAAUUUGACUGUUUAGAAAUUUUGUUUUUAAUAUUUUGUCUUACAUAAGGAUUUUGAGUUCCUGCAAACGGGAUAAUAUUAAAGUGAUUGCGUAGACGUUUCAGUGUGAUUCGCAUAUGGGUCUAUCGUUGUCAAAUUGAAAAAUCAAAAACCCUUAUCAUGUUUCUUUUUCAUUGGCAAUUUUCCGUAUGGUAGUAUUACCUCUGAUUUUCUGUCGUCAUGUUUUCAGAUUUAUUUUUGAACCGUUGGUGAAUUAUAAAUUUCUUUGAGUUAAAAAUGACGCCUACACCAAUUAUCUUGGGAAAAUUUAUAAGAAUCUAUCAUUCAUGACAAACAUUUACCAACAAGAUUAAAACUGGUGAAUCUCUUAGUGUUUUAUUCAAAUUUUAUCAUAUUUAGUACUUCAGUGAUGAGGGUGACCCAUAAGAAUAAAGAAAUAUCACCAUGAAAAUAAUCAUAUUAGAAAAGAAUGUACUAUAGCAAAAUUUUCUUUCUUUCUUCUGUUGUAAUUGAUUUUUAACAAUAGUAAAUGACGUAUAUGUCACAUCGCAAAAAAAUACAGAUUUUUUUUCAUCCCUACGUGUGCGAAAAAUAGCCUUGAACAAAUUUUUCCCAGGUGGCGAACAGCGUGAGUGAAAAUAUAGGUGGCCAACGAAAUGAUAAUUAUAGGUAUUUAAAUUAUGAUAUUCUUUACGUCACAAUAUUUUGAUUACGUAUUACCGUAACUGGGCACAUGUAGUGAAAAAAUGUUUCUAAAAAGAUUGAGGUUACCAGACAUACUCUUACAUACGAAAGUGUUUACAUAUUAGGUAUUUCAUGCUAACUCGACAGGCGAUUGACCGUGGUAACGUUUUAUUUCGCUGAUUUUUUGUGUCUUUCAGUACCAAUUCAAACUAGUCUCUACAACUUUUUUAGAUUGUUCUCCAAUCGCAUCUUUAGCGAUCAAUUUUUCAAAACUUUUGACUUGAAGGUCUUUAAACUUCGAAUGAAAAUUUGAGCUUAGGCUAUAGAAUAACGUAAUUUUUUUCUUUAACGCACGAACAGUACGAUGGUAUGAAACGAAAUAUACGGUACGGUCUGGUUGAAUUCGGGCAAACUGCGUACCUACUAAUGUUGAUCGAAAUCUGUCAAUUCUUUUGCGUAUGUGGUACCUAUAUGUAAUUUUUUUUAAAGUCGCGCCCCUUGAAGCGACAUGUGUCAAAUUUAAAAUUAAAUUUCAAGUCAGAGUGCUAAAGGGAGCUUAGUGAUUUUUGGUUUUUUUUUUAUCGAUUUUGGAAAAACCAAUUUUCAAGUGGAAAUUAUCAUCUUCAAAACACUUUCAUCAAAUUUGUCGCAUGGUUAUUUUUUUGCGGGAUUAUUGACCAUUAAAAAAUAAAGUGUUUCAAAAAUUGAUCAAAUAUAACAGGCGAGCAAAUCAUAAGUAUAUCAUGUAUGUAAGUUAGAAGUUCGUGACUGUAUUGGUUAUAUGAUUAAAAUUUCGUUGGUAUCGACAGUCAGUGAUGAAAAGAUGCAGUUCAUAGAGAAUGAUGUCUUUAUUACGACGUUUCGGUAGGACCCCGCUUGCCAUCAUCAGGUUUCUUAAAAAUUUUAAAAAGAAAACAAAAAAUAAUAUAUAUAUAAAUUUUACAGAUAUAAAUUUAACAAUUAACACUUUCAAUUAAAAUUAUUACACAUAAAUGCCUCCAAUUAAUUAUUAUUGUUAGGUUGUCAUAAGAUGAUAAAAUAUUACACAGUCACAUUUUUAGACAUUCCUUAGCUUACUAGUUGUUGCUUACAUAGUGUUUCAGAAGGAAGUGACUAUCCGUCUGUCAUUCCGACCCCCUUAAUGUUAAUUAUAACAACAAUGAUCUAAUGUCAUAGACUUGUAUAGAUGGUUAUUGUUGAGCUGGCACUUUGUUUAUAUGACCUUUCUUACAUAUGUUUUUUGCGACUUAUAAAAUAUCUACGUAAAGGUGACUUGGAUUGUCAAUCUCAGUUCUUUUGUUUAUAGUAUUAUUUGUUGAUAUGUGUAUCAUUUCUUUUAUAAUUCUUUUGUGCCAGUUUGUCUCUUUGUCUAAUAUUAUAACAUUUUCAAAAUUGAACUUGUGUCCUUCAACCAAUGCAUGAUACGCUAAUGCCGAUUUGUCUGGAUCAUGUGUUUUGAUAUCGUAUUUAUGAUUAGCGAUCCUUUUUUUUAAGUGUUGCGAAGAUUGGCCUAUGUAGCAUUUUUUGCAAUCUGUGCAAUUGAUCUUAUAAAUAAUAUUGGUUUGUUCAAGCGCAGGUGUUUUUGAUUUUAAACAUGCAAAUAAAUUAUUUAGAGUGUUGGUGAUUUUAUAUGACACAUUGAUCUUUUCCUUACGCACUAUGUCUUUUAUGUUCUGCGACAGGCCUUCAAUAAAGAGAAUGGAUCCUAUACAUUUUUCAUUGUUGUUUGCACAAUUAUCAUCAUUAUAGCUGUUGUAAUGCUUAUCUAUUCUUAGUUCUUGCAGAUGUCUAAUUAAUGUUUUGGGGUAGCCAUUUUUCUUUAGUGUUUCCCGUACUAAGUUUAGAUUUCCUGUUCUAAACUACCCAUUUGACAAUGUAAUGCUUCUAUCCAGUAAACCUAUCGCAACACUUUUUUUACAUUGUAGCGGGUGAUAUCUUAUAUGUGGGAGAGUUUAUGUUUGACACAAUCGGUCUGAGAGGAUGAUCUUUUUUGUGCACCUUAGGUUGAAAAUAUAUUUUUAGUGGUAAUGCGUUAUGUGUUUUAAGCAUUCUACAUGUCUGGUCACUUAUCCCCCCCUUUUUCGCUGUAUUAUUAAUUAUAUAGUUAGUUUGUUUCUCAAUUAUAUUGAUCAUAUCCUUACAUACGUAUACGUACUUUUCAUACGUAUUGGUGUCGUUGAGUAUUUCAUUCGCUUUUUGGUUAUAAUCUUCUCUAAAAAAAAAAAAAAAUUUACUCACACCACCCGCUACAAUAUAAAAAAAAGUGUUGCGAUAGGUUUACUGGAUAGAAGCAUUACAUUGUCAAAUGGGUAGUUUAGAACAGGAAAUCUAAACUUAGUACGGGAAA
This is a messenger RNA of Neodiprion virginianus, 5275 nucleotides long. RefSeq names its product protein Star-like. NCBI's taxonomy places the organism in Eukaryota, Metazoa, Arthropoda, Insecta, Hymenoptera, Diprionidae. The record is from RefSeq and is a predicted model, not a curated record. The transcript is spliced from 7 exons. Bases 902 to 2017 code for a protein of 371 amino acids.